AUGCAACCUGCGAUGCCACCACCAAGGUCUCCCUCCAGAAACUUUAGGGGGCCCCCAGAUUCCACAAUGGCAUCUACCAUGCGAGGAAAUGCUACCCAUGUCUUGAAGCGAUCUUACUCGACACCUUCAGUGGGUGGUGUAGCAUCAACAUCGUUCUUAGAGUCUCAACCAUUAGCGCCGCAGAUGAAUGAAAAGAAGAGAAAUAAACUAGGCUACCACAGAACGUCGAUUGCCUGUGGUCACUGCCGUCGACGCAAGAUACGCUGCAUUAUAUCCUCAGAGGACCAGAAUCGAUGCGUGAACUGCAUACGGCUCAAGAAAGAAUGCAGCUUUCACCCAGUAGACCAGCAGCAGCCAUAUGAUCAGAAGCUACCACCUCAAACGCCCACUGGAUCCAGCAUCGCGACGGCCUCCUCAUCACCGGCAAUAUCUCGUGGCAGCUCCGUUGACCAAGGGACACAGCGACAACAAUAUCCUGCGAUACCUGUCGCCCCGGUGCCCAGCAUGGGGGCCCCAACGCCUCAAAGCGAAUAUUUUCCACCAGACUUGGAAGGUUCGGCGAACCCCAUGCCAUCCGGGUCAUCUUAUGGUGUAGGGGAGCAGCCUUCUAGAAGCUGGGUCUCUACGGACACGGAUCCAAGCGCAAUGUCGAAACCUCGCGGUCAAAAUAUGUGGCAACAGUCAUAUCAAGGAGAUGUUUCAAUGGGCUUGGGUGGGCAAAUUUCUCCAUACGCAGAUCCAUCAACCGUACCUGCUGCCUGGGCUACUUCGAAUUUUGGACCUGGUAGAAAUGAAAUGGGAUGGAAUAGCGGCAUGCCACCGCCUCCUCGAUCGAUGUCCUUUAGUGGAGAAGUUCUAGGAAGCCAUCAUACUCCUCAGUACUAUCCAACACCACACCAAAAUCCGGUCUACCAAAGGCAGCCGAAUCAGUUUUCUCACAUCUACGCUACUGUGCCUGUUAGCGAAACGGACGAGAACAUAGAACAAGCCAUUGAUCCGGCUAUAAUGGGCACCAAUGUGCCCCCGACAACGCCUAUAGCUUGGCAACAGCAACAGCAACAACAACAGCAGCAGCAGCGUCAACAGCAUCAACAGCAGCAUCAACAGCAGCACCAUCAAGUGCAAGAUACUCAGGUAGGGGGUGCCUAUCGCGGGUGGGAAGGGUAUAGUGGGGAUGAUGGAGCACGUCGCAUGUAG
Molecule: messenger RNA, 1197 nt
Organism: Trichoderma asperellum CBS 433.97
Lineage: Eukaryota; Fungi; Ascomycota; Sordariomycetes; Hypocreales; Hypocreaceae
Biological process (GO): regulation of DNA-templated transcription
Molecular function (GO): zinc ion binding; DNA-binding transcription factor activity, RNA polymerase II-specific
Source: RefSeq, a predicted model, not a curated record